UUCACAAACUAUCCCAAAAAUUUUCCUUUAAUCUUUUCCAUUAAUCCAGAUUUUGCUAAACCCUAAUUCUUCUUUAGUUCUGAAUUUGCUGAGAAAAUGCCAUUGUUUUCUGAUGCAGCGAGCGCGAUUAAGUCCAGAUUCAGAUAUCACGACCAUGCUUCUUCAUCCUCGUCGGAAGUUUCGUCGGCGAUGCCGGCAGUUAAGAGCACCCCGGAUCUGAUGUUUAAGUCGGCGACGAAGGAAGCGAACUCCCUGACGAUUAGGAGUUUCAGCGAGAGUGGUUUUAAUGAUGAUGAUGAUUCCAAAACUACGCCGUUCGUUAGGAGUUUCGAGUUUCACGACGACCCCUCCUUCUGGAAGGAGCAGAAUAUUCAGGUUAUUAUAAGAAUUCGUCCUUUGAGUAGCUCUGAGAUAUCAUUGCAAGGACAUGGCAGAUGUGUCAGGCAAGAUAGUUCUCAGGCAAUUACUUGGACAGGACAUCCUGAAUCACGUUUUACCUUCGACCUUAUUGCAGAUGAAACUGUUAGCCAGGAGAUGCUAUUUAAAGUGGCUGGGGUACCCAUGGUGGAAAAUUGCAUGGGAGGCUACAAUAGUUGCAUGUUUGCUUAUGGCCAAACUGGAAGUGGGAAAACUCACACGAUGCUUGGAGAUAUAGAGGGAGGAACCAGAAGACAUAGCGUCAACAGUGGGAUGACACCUAGAGUGUUUGAGUAUUUGUUUUCAAGAAUUCAAAAGGAAAGGGAGGCACUGAGAGAGGAAAAACUAAGAUUUACUUGCAGAUGUUCUUUUCUAGAAAUAUACAAUGAGCAAAUUCUUGAUCUUUUGGAUCCUUCCUCUGUGAAUCUACAGAUAAGAGAAGAUAAUAAGAAGGGAAUUUAUGUAGAGAAUCUUACUGAGGUAGAAGUGACAAGUGCUCGAGAUGUGAUUCAGAAACUUCUUCAGGGGGCAACAAACAGAAAGGUUGCUGCAACCAAUAUGAAUCAUGCUAGCAGUCGUUCACAUAGUGUGUUCACUUGUACGCUAGAAAGCAAGUGGGAAUCACAAGGUGUAACUCACCAUAGGUUUGCACGGCUUAAUCUUGUUGAUUUAGCUGGUUCUGAGAGGCAAAAGAGCUCCGGUGCAGAAGGCGAACGUUUAAAGGAAGCUACCAACAUCAACAAAUCUCUUUCCACAUUAGGGCUUGUGAUUAUGAACCUUGUGAAUGUAUCCAAUGGAAAGUCACUUCAUGUUCCUUAUAGAGAUUCAAAGCUCACAUUUUUGCUUCAGGACUCACUGGGUGGAAAUGCAAAAACAAGUAUCAUUGCUAAUAUCAGUCCAUCUAGCAGCUGUUCACUGGAGACAUUGAGCACAUUGAAGUUUGCCCAACGUGCCAAAUACAUAAAAAAUCAUGCUAUUGUCAACGAAGAUGCUUCAGGAGAUGUUCUUGCUAUGAGGAUUCAGAUCCAAAAUCUGAAGAAAGAAGUGGCACGUUUAAGGAGUCUAGCAAAUGGAGUAGCUGAGAACCAUGAAACUGAUCCUCUGGCAGUAUCUUUUCCCGGAUCCCCUGGAAACUUUAAAUGGGAAGGACUCAAUGGUCUAUCAAGUCCACUUACUUCUAACAAAAGAAUGUCAACUAAGAAAGAGUAUGAAGUUGCCCUAGUUGGGGCUUUCAGGAGGGAAAAGGAUAAAGACAUUGCACUAAAGGCCCUGGCUGAUGAAAGUCAGGCUGCAAUGAAGCUGGCCAAACAAAGAGAAGAUGAGAUCCAAGGUCUCAAGAUGAGAUUAAGGUUUCGAGAAGCAGGAAUAAAGAGACUAGAAGCUGUUGCUUCUGGAAAGAUCUCAGCUGAGACUCACUUGCUAAAAGAAAGGGAGGAACAUUUGAACGAAAUAGAGGUCUUACGUGCUCAGGUUGAUCGCAACCAGGAGGCGACAAGAUUUGCUAUGGAAAACCUGCGCUUGAAAGAAGAGAUUAGAAGAUUGAAAUCAUUUUAUGAGGAAGGGGAACGUGAAAGAAUGAAUGAACAGAUAAUGACUUUGCAAAACAAGUUGCUAGAAGCUCUGGAUUGGAAACUCAUGCACGAAUCAGACCCGAUUAUUGUUCAGAAAGAAACCUCUGAGCCUACACUUUCAAGUGGUGACGAUCUACUGCUUUCUAGUCAUGGCUCUGCAUCACCCUGGCGUACAUCGAUCAAUGAGGAGAAUGAGUUCCUUCGUAUGCAGGCCAUUCAGAACCAGUCAGAACUGAAUUGUCUUCAGAAGAAGCUUGAUUGCUGUGUUGAUGAAAAAGAAAAAUUGCAGAGGCAUGUAGAUGACUUGGUAAGACAACUAGAAGCUGAGAGGACUCAAGAUGCACUGAGAAAUCAGCCUGGUCUUCCUUCAAUGGCCAAGAAUCAGAUACCCAAUACUGCUCCACCUGAGCAGAUAGAACUAAAAACAAUGGUUGAUGCCAUUGCUGCAGCAAGCCAAAGGGAAGCGGAAUCUCAUGAGAUGGCCAUUUUCUUGUCCAAAGAAAAUGAUGAACUUAAGAUGAAGCUAAAAGUAUUAAUUGAAGAUAAUAACAAACUGAUAGAACUAUAUGAAGCGGCAGUUGCACAAAAUCAUGCUGAUGGUAAGGAAACUCAUAAAUCCAAAGAGCGGAUGGAAGAAGAACAAUAUCAUGACAGCCAAUUUGCUGGGGAGCAACUGGAGAUGAAUAAAGAGGUUCAGAAUGUAAAGCAUCAACUUCUGGAGAUGCAUGAAGAAAAUGAGAAAUUGAUGGGGCUAUUUGAGAAAGCCAUGCAAGAGAGGGAUGAACUUAAACGACUUCUGGCCUCCAAUGAACAGAAAAGUGUUGAGAAAAGAGGUGAGUGUGACCGCCCAGUUGAGCUUGUUGAAAUGUAUGAAGAAAAUCAUCUGAAGCUUGAAGAAUCUUUCAUGCCUGUUGAUGAGAAUGUUACUUCUAACAAAACGGGUUUCCUCGAAACAAUGAUGGAGGGUGGACAUCUUCUUAAGUUAGAAGAUAAUUCAAUAUCUGUUGAUGCAAAAAGCUUGUUGGUGGAAAGUGGUUUGUAUGAAGUAAAUGUGCAGGAUGCCUCCAGUGAAUGUUCUGUUAGUAGUCAGGACAAUGACAGGUCUGAAGAUUUGACCUGUUCUGAGAUCGCAAAUCUUGCAGAGAAUGAAGUUUCAGGGCAAAGUGCACAGCAUAAAGUUGAAACAGUCAUGCUAAAUGAAUCUGAAUCUGUAAGAGGGGACCUACUUCCGAAUGAAGCUGGUUCAUCUGAAUACAAAACCAGUUUGGGGCAUCAGGAGUCUGGUGGUAGUCCAAAAGUAGAUAACAGGUCAGCAGCAAUUUGCUUGUCAGAAGAUGUGAGUUUGUUUAGAAAGAAGCUUGUUGAAGCACAAGAGAAGAUUUCAAACUCUGCACAAAGUUUGAGUAUAUUUGGUACGCUUGAGAGAGCAAUCCUUGAGGUUGAUCAGUUAUCACAAGAAAUUGGAAGGCUAGAAAAUGGCCUACAGGUGAAACAACAAGAGUAUGCAUUAUCGAAGGUUUGUUCUACAGAGAUUCAUGAGAGGAGAGUCAUUCUUGACAAGAAGUUGGCAGCACUGAGAUACUCUUUGUCGAGCUUCUCUUCAUCAAUUAGAUAUUUUGAGCUACGUGAAGAUCAAGCAAGAGAGAAGUUGAGUGCUUCAUCGAUGCAUCUAAACCAGAAGAAACAAGAAUUGGCCCGUCUGCAAGCGUCUAAAGAUCAAAUGAUGGAUGCACAUGUAAGAAUAAAAAAAUCUGAAAUUGAAAUGCAAAACUACCUGGCUGACCUGAAGUCGAAAGUGGAGGAAGAAACACGAAGACUAGAGAAUGAUAAGGUUCUCUUUGCCAUAGAUAAUUUUGAAAAAACAGACGCCCGUCACUCACAGAGGAGUUGGCAUCUGAGUGGUAAAGCAACUGAGCUUUUGAAGUCUGAGGAAGAGAAGACAAAAUUGCAAAAUCAAGUAAAGCAGACUCGGGAAAAACUUGGGCUCGCGAGAAAGGAAAUUGAGCAUAUGAACCAUAAACUAGGGAAGGUGGAGGUUGACAUACAAGUUGUCAGUAAUGAGAUAGAAAAUACUCUGCAGUCAGUGGAAGAGAUGGGCAACAAGCUUCAGGGCAUCAUUAAAGAAAGAGAGAUGCUUUUAGAGAUGAAAGAAAAUGGAAGGGAUGAAUUUGAGAACAUGAUACUCGAGUAUCAUCAACAUAUGUUUGAAACUGAACUAAAAGAGGAAGAAUUGAGGAUCUUGGAUGAAGAGGUGCAGUCAGAAUCAAGUAAAAUAGAGGACUUAAUGAGAGCAAAAGCAGUAGCAACGGAGAGAAAAUCACAGUUGUUGGAGGCAAUUGCUUGCCAUUCCUGCUUUGUGUCUGACAAGAUUGAGGAGGAUCUUCAUAGCAUAAGGAUGUCAGUUAUGGAGUUGAAUUCAUUACUUAAAUGAGUGUUGAAGGAUUUGAUAAUUCUUUUGUUAAUGCAGUUUCCUGACUGCAUGAUUUGCAAACCUGCUCAAUUUUUUUUUUUUUUUGUUAAUAUGGAUCGUCUCACCCCAUGCUUGUUGUAAUGUAUUGCCCGAUCUGAAGUUACCCUGACUUGUGCAAAUUGUGCACUACUAUAGGGAUAAUAUCAGAAACCUUCCUUGAGGUUUCUCUUAAUAUC
This is a messenger RNA of Coffea eugenioides, 4634 nucleotides long. RefSeq names its product kinesin-like protein KIN-12E. The record is from RefSeq and is a predicted model, not a curated record. Gene Ontology annotation, biological process: microtubule-based movement. Gene Ontology annotation, molecular function: microtubule binding; ATP binding; microtubule motor activity. The coding region runs from base 97 to 4419 and encodes 1440 amino acids. The transcript has 22 exons. Lineage: Eukaryota; Viridiplantae; Streptophyta; Magnoliopsida; Gentianales; Rubiaceae.